CAAAUCUAUGGCAUAACUAUCCAAUUUCAAAAAUGAGUUCAAUGCGUUGCUAUUUGCCUUACAUCCAAACUAUAUUUGUCUUGGUCGUGCCAAUUUUGUUGCAAUUCAGAAUUCUUCUCACGGUCGCUGCUAUUUGGAGUGGUAACACGUCAGAUCAUCUAGCACUCCUCGCCUUCAAGUCUGAGAUUAUUCACGACCCGGAAGGUGUUAUGGAUUCAUGGAACGAUAGUGUCCACUUCUGCAACUGGCAAGGGGUUAUGUGUGGCAACCGACACCAGCGAGUCACCAUCUUGGACUUGCACGCGAGAAGGUUAACGGGAUUCAUAUCUCCUUACAUAGGAAACUUGAGCUUCCUUCGAGUCUUGAGGCUCAAUAACAAUAGCUUUCAAGGUGAAAUCCCACCACAAGUUGGCAAUUUAUUCAGGCUGCAGGAACUAUCCUUGUAUCUUAAUUCACUGACGGGUGAAAUCCCUGCCAACUUAUCUCACUGCUCCAAUCUUUUGUAUUUUCGAAUUGGAACCAUCCCAGAGGCCUUGGGCCAGCUCCAAAAUUUAACUUUUCUUUCACUGGAUGGCAAUAAACUCUCUGACAUGGUUGCCUAUGUUGGAGAUUUUGGGUUGGCCAGGUUAAUGUUAGAAAUGAAUCCAAAUCAAAGCAAUUCUGUAGGUGUGAAAGGAACCAUUGGCUAUGCAGCUCCAGAAUAUGGGCUUGGAAGUGAAGUCUCAAGAGACGGGGGUGUCUACAACUUUGGGAUCCUGCUAUUGGAGAUGAUGACAGAUAAGAGGCCAACAGAGUCGAUGUUUGAGGUAAGUCUCAAUCUUCACACCUUUGCCAGGAUGGCUAUACCCGACCAUGUGAUGGACAUUGUGGAUCCAAAACUCUUGUACAAUGAUGAAGAAGAAGUGGUUGCCUUGACUAGCAACAAGAAGAGGAGGGCAACCACCCGCCAAUAAAUGGCAGUUACGAAAAUGAUUGCUUGAUUCGUAUGAUCAAGAUUGGAGUGGCAUGUUCUGUGGAGUCACCCCAAGAGAGGUUGGACAUAUGCAGUGUUGUUCAUAAAUUGAAUAUAACCAGGGACAUUUUUCAAGGACUCCGAAAGGGCAAUAAUGCUUAGGCGUGACCUUCAACACAUUUUCCAUCAACCUUAUAAUGAUCAAAAUUUAGUAGUUAUUGUAUGUUACUGUUAGUGAUGUGUGCUCUAAUGUUAGAUUUAGAUGAGAUCUACAAGGUUUGUAAUAAAUUUCUUGUAUCUUUAUAUAUAUAUAUAUAUAUAUUAAUAAAAAACAAAUUUAUCUUCAUUCAUAAACUGUA
Diospyros lotus (date-plum) is the source of this 1311-nucleotide messenger RNA. RefSeq names its product probable LRR receptor-like serine/threonine-protein kinase At3g47570. The record is from RefSeq and is a predicted model, not a curated record. The transcript has 4 exons. The coding region runs from base 33 to 953 and encodes 306 amino acids. NCBI's taxonomy places the organism in Eukaryota, Viridiplantae, Streptophyta, Magnoliopsida, Ericales, Ebenaceae. Gene Ontology annotation, molecular function: protein binding; protein kinase activity; ATP binding. Gene Ontology annotation, biological process: protein phosphorylation.